This is a messenger RNA of Thalassophryne amazonica, 2305 nucleotides long. It is a transcript of the gene slc15a2, whose product is annotated as solute carrier family 15 member 2. The record is from RefSeq and is a predicted model, not a curated record. NCBI's taxonomy places the organism in Eukaryota, Metazoa, Chordata, Actinopteri, Batrachoidiformes, Batrachoididae. Gene Ontology annotation, biological process: transmembrane transport; oligopeptide transport. Gene Ontology annotation, molecular function: dipeptide transmembrane transporter activity. Gene Ontology annotation, cellular component: membrane. Bases 89 to 2161 code for a protein of 690 amino acids. The transcript has 22 exons.
GUGUCCUCGGACAGCAGCAGUGGGGACGGACUUGGACUGUGGUGGGGACGCGGCUGUAGACAGACGGUCCAUCGGUCCGAGCAGAACCAUGACCAAGAAACUGUUUGGGACUAAUUACCCCGUCAGCAUCUGCUUCAUCGUGGUGAAUGAGUUCUGUGAACGCUUCUCCUACUAUGGCAUGAAAGCGGUGCUGACGCUCUAUUUCGUCAGUUACCUGAAGUGGGAUCAGGACUUCUCCACCGCUAUCUACCAUGCCUUCAGCAGCCUGUGCUACUUCACACCCUUACUCGGAGCAAUCAUUGCUGAUUCCUGGCUGGGCAAGUUUAGGACCAUCAUCUACUUGUCCAUCAUUUAUGCUGUCGGUCAUGUGGUCAAGUCCGUUGGAGCUAUUCCUACUGUAGGAGACGGUAAUACGCAUAUAGCUUUGUCCAUGUUGGGUCUGAUACUAAUCGCCCUGGGCACUGGUGGAAUCAAACCCUGUGUGGCAGCAUUUGGAGGAGACCAGUUCAGUGAAGAGCACGUGAAUGAGAGGCAGAAAUUCUUCUCUAUUUUCUACAUGUCAAUCAACGCCGGGAGCCUUUUGUCAACUGUCAUUACUCCAAUAUUGAGAGGGGAUGUGCAGUGUUUUGGUGGAGACUGUUAUGCUCUGGCCUUUGGGGUUCCCGCAGCUCUGAUGAUUAUAUCAUUAUUUGUGUUUGUUGCUGGCAGUGGACUCUACAAGAAGACACCUCCAAAGGGAAACAUCUUGGUUAAAGUUUGCAAAUGCAUCGGGUUUGCCCUCAAAAACAAAUGGCAAAAGUCCAAAUUCGACCCCCCGAGGAAGCACUGGUUGGACUGGGCAGAGGAGAAAUACUCGAAGCGUCUGAUCCAGGAGAUUAAGAUGGUUCUACAUGUUCUGAUGCUGUACAUUCCAAUCCCGGUGUUCUGGGCUCUGUUUGAUCAGCAGGGUUCCCGAUGGACACUCCAAGCCACUAGGAUGAACUUGGCCAUUAGUGACGCCUUCAUUUUGAAGCCUGAUCACAUGCAGAUGUUGAAUCCUCUGCUCAUUCUCCUUUUUGUGCCCAUCUUUGACCUCAUCAUAUACCCACUUGUUGCCCUUUGCAAAAUCAAAAUCACACCUCUCAGGAAAAUGGCUACUGGGAUGAUGUUUGCAGGGCUGGCUUUUGUAGCAGCGACGCUGGUGGAGGUGAAUGUCGUGACAACAGUCGUGGAGCCCGCACCUGCGGGGAAGUUUCUCCUGCAGGUCAUUAACCUGGCACAAAAUAAUGUCAGCCUACAAAUCCCUGGCACUGACUCGUUUCCCGAGUCGAUACCUCAUCUUCAGGACCCUCCCAACUAUGUGAUGGUGCCACUCGGAGCAUCUAGCAAGGAAGUGAUGAUGAAUAUUGUCUCUGCUGGAAAUACUUUUGAGUGUGCCCAGAACAUCACGCAGCACAAAGCGUACAGUCUGAUCCUGUAUCCUACAGCCGCUGGAGUCCAGUGCAAACUCGUGGAAGACUACAUCAAAAAGAAUGAAGAGGGGAAUCCUCUUCUCAGGUUCAUCAACACGCAGACAGGAGCAAUAAACUUGACUGUUGGAGGCGUGGACUUCCAUGUUCCAGCUGACUACGGCAUUUCUGCAAAUGAGACCGUAGAACGGAGCAUAUACUCAUCUGUCAGCUGUGUCUCAGACACCCAGAAUUGCUCUUAUGUGGACCUGGGCCUGCUGGACUUUGGAGCUUCUUACACCGCCGUCUUGCUGGAGGACUCAGGCCAGACUGAGGCGCGUAGGUUGGAGGACGUGAAAGCCAACAACGUGCCUAUUGCCUGGCAGCUCCCUCAGUACGUCAUCAUGACAGCAGGGGAGGUGAUGUUCUCCAUCACAGGCCUGGAGUUCUCCUACUCUCAGGCUCCAGCGAAUAUGAAGUCAGUCCUGCAGGCCGGCUGGCUGCUCACUGUGGCGUUAGGGAACGUGAUCGUCCUGAUUGUGGCGGAGGGGGCCGGACUGGAACAGUGGAAAGAGUUCCUGCUGUUUGCUGGCCUCUCUAUGGGCGUGUCUAUCAUCUUUUCCAUCAUGGCCAGAUUCUACACCUACGUGGAACCCGAGCAGCUGGAUAAGAUUACCUGGAGGAUUCGAAGAAGGAGGAAGCUGAUGACACAUUCAGAAAGAAGAACCAAUUGAAGACAUCGAUUUGAACAGUGCAGGGGCAAUCACCAAACUGUAACCAAGCCGUGGUUUCCCUGAUGCAUUUUACUGUAGCUGGUCUGAUGAAGCUAAAAGUCAGAAAAAUGAUCAGAUAACAAGUGGUCUUCAUGAGAAGGUACC